CACAACAGGGCUGAGCUGUCUCUGGAUCUGGAUGCGGGCAUCCUUGGAUUCUGCUCUUAGCAAGGGCCCACUGCACGAAAACUUAACGGGACAACAAUGGUGCACGCCUCGGCGGCUAAAUCCGUGGCUGCUGGUCGUUUAGGGGGCCGGGGAUUGUGGUCAAUGUGACAUUCACUAGCACGCUGGUGUUGAGUUUAUUGUUCUGGUCCUAGACGCUAAGCAGCGAUUCUAUUGAGAAGAUGUUGAGCCGAUUCAUGAGUGGCAGCAUCAGGAAUCUUGAGCGGGAAUACAACUGUACCGUCAGACUGCUGGAUGAUACGGAAUAUACGUGCACCAUUCAGCGGGAUGCAAAGGGACAGUAUCUGUUUGACCUCAUCUGCCACCAUCUCAACUUGCUGGAGAAAGACUAUUUUGGCAUCAGAUAUGUGGAUCCAGACAAGCAGCGGCACUGGUUGGAGUUCUCAAAAUCAAUUGCAAAGCAAAUGAAAUCUCAGCCUCCCUUCACCAUGUGUCUGAGAGUCAAGUUCUACCCUCCUGAACCCGCUUCUCUAAAGGAGGAAAUCACUCGAUAUCUUGUCUUCCUGCAAAUCAAGAGAGACCUCUACCACGGUCGGCUCCUGUGUAAAACCUCGGACGCGGCCAUGCUCGCUGCCCACAUCCUUCAAGCUGAGAUUGGUAAUUACGACCCUGGGAAGCAUCCUGAAGGUUACAGCUCCAAAUUUCAGUUCUUCCCUAAACAUUCGGAGAAGCUGGAGCGCCGGAUUUCAGACAUACACAAGACAGAGCUGAUUGGACAGACACCUGAAACAUCGGAGCGAAAUUUCCUGCAGAAAGCCCAGAUGCUGGAGACAUAUGGUGUUGAUCCACAUCCAUGCAAGGAUGUGUCCGGGAACCCAGCUUUCCUCGCCUUCACACCAUUUGGUUUUGUGGUGCUUCAGGGAAACAGGAGAGUUCAUUUUCUUAAAUGGAACGAAGUGACCAAACUGAAGUUCGAAGGCAAGACCUUCCACGUACAUGCAAAUCAGAGGGAGAUCAUCUUGACAUACUUUGCGCCCACACCGGAGGCAUGCAAGCACCUUUGGAAGUGUGGAGUGGAGAACCAAGCUUUCUAUAAGCUUGAGAAGUCAAGUCAGGUUCGAACGGUGUCCAGCAGCAACUUGUUCUUCAAGGGCAGCCGUUUCCGUUACAGUGGUCGAGUGGCAAAAGAGGUGAUGGAGCAGAGUGCCAAAAUCAAACGCGAACCUCCAGAAAUACACAGAGCUGGCCUCGUGCCCAGCAGAAGUUGUCCAUCCAUUACACACGGGCCUCGCCUAACCAGUGUGCCGCGCACGCGGCGGCGAGCUGUGCACAUAUCUAUCAUGGAGGGUCUGGAGUCAUUGCGUGACAGUGCCCACUCUACACCGGUGCGUUCAGUGUCCCAUGGGGACUGCUUCAUGCCACGCUCCCGGAGCCAGGCCACGGACGCCAGUGAGAGGACUGCGGUGAUCUCGGACGAGGCCUACAGCCCGUCUGACAGUGUCCUGCCCACCCCGGUGGCCGAGCACAGCAUGGAGCUGGCUGUCUCGCGCCAGAUCAACGGGGCGCCCUGCAGCAUCGAGGAGGAGAAGGAGUCGGAGGCGGGCACCCCGAUGCGCGGGGAAGGGGGUGAUUUUGGUGCGGAGGAGGGUGCAGGGGGGGACUCGGCCCUCAGCGAGGUGGAACAGGUGAAUAAAUUUGUCUUAAGUGUCCUCCGUUUGCUCCUUGUGACCAUUGGACUCCUCUUUGUCUUGCUCCUCCUCCUCAUCAUCCUCACCGAGUCAGACCUUGACAUUGCAUUUUUACGUGAUAUCCGCCAGACCCCCGAAUUUGAGCAGUUCCAUUACGAAUACUUUUGUCCCCUCAGGCGGUGGUUUGCCUGCAAGCUCCGCUGGGUGGGCGGGUUGCUCAUUAACAAGUGAGAGUGAGGUCGUAGAGUUCGUAAGCCUGUUCAGGGGUCUGAGAUGACGGUUUAGGACUCCGGAGUGAUGGAGGGCAGCCUCGUCCCAACCAUGAACCCUGCUUGUCUCAUCGUCCUCCUGCAGCUUGGACCACUCCUGGUAACACCGGGCCUGAUCUCUCUUCCCCUCCUCCACUUUGAGUUAACCCCCCCUACCCACCCAACCACCUCCUCGUUUCGCUUGUUUUUUUCUCUUCUUUUUCUACAAAGCCUAAGGACUUUUUGUUUUUGCAUUUUUUUUUUUUUAAUUUCAACUGAUUUCAGGUAUUUUAUUUUUUCAAAUAACACAAAGGAAAAAAAUUAAAACAGAAAUCAAAGAACUGAAGAGGUUUAAACGGUUCCUUUUACAGGAAGAUUUUGUUGCAACGGAUGAACGUUGCCUUCAUUUAUUAUUUAUUGCUUUUAAACAUGUAUUUGCAUAAGGAAAGGAGAAAAUAUGAACAGCAAUCGAGAAGUUGAUUUGUCAUUAAAAUGAAGAUGGAAGUGAGUUUUGUUAAGAGUUGAUAGGCCUACUGCUGUGAAGUAUAUGUGAGGCAAAGUAGUAUAAUAUCUUUCGAUAUUGGUUCAUCCCCAUCAGAAGUCAACUAGACAAAUGUCAGAUUCAGAAAAAGCAGAACAAUCUGAAGGGAAUAAAACUGAUAGCGGGCAGGGUGAUUAAUGCCUUUUCAAGAAUAAGGCACCAAGCUACAGAAAAGGUUGAUUUGUGGAUUGUGUACAAAGUAAACUGAUGAAGAACAACGUUGUAACAUUUUAUAGGGAUACAGUCAAAUAAACCAGUACCAAUAGUGUCAGAUGCGGUUAGAGAAAUAUUCAUGAAGAGCAAAGAUUCGCUGGCACCAAUAGAUAAGUCUAGAUAGAUGUGCAAUGCUUAUAUGGUUUUAAUAAUGAAGUACUUUUGAAUGUGCUCAUUUGUUCAGUUGUUCUGUUAUUUCUCCAUUUAAUUUGAUUUGCAUUUUUCUCAUCAAGUUGAAAUUCGAUGAAUUUCAAUAAUUUCUUUGUAUCAACCUUGCACUUAGGUUUAUGUAUCAUACUAUAUUAUUAUUAGAAUAAGAAUAAUGAUGUACUUUUUGUACAAAUUAGUUUGUUCUAGUAGUUUUCCUAAUAUAUAUUGACAGGUUUUCCAUGUAUAUUUUAACAGAACUGAAAUGUUAUUUUGUUAUUGAAGAUUAAAUUAUACCUUUUUUAGCGCUGUGUUUCAAGUAAGGUCAGAAGCAUUUAUGGAAAUGUGGAAGUGGGGACUAAAAAAACAAGGUUUUUAUCCAGAUCCACUCAACACUCAUCAUCAGUCCACCAGCAGCAAUCAGCCUUCAGUGUGUGCAUCAUUUUAAUGAUAAUGUUAAUGAACAUGUAUUUGUACAGAAUGAAAUCUGGAGAUAUCAUUAUACCACCACAAGAACCAAAUAAUCCAAAAGCACAUUUUCACCUUUCAUAACUUUACCAUAUCUCAUUUUACUAUAAGAGUUUGGAGAGGUGACUGUGAGCCUGACCGAUACUUUUAAAAAGUAAUAAAACAGAACUAAGGCUGAAACAAUUCGUUAAUCGAUUGAUAGAAAAUUAAUUGGCAGCUUUUUGAAUAAUUAGCAGCCAUAUUUCAAGCAAAAUGGCAAAUAUUUUCUGGUUUCAGCAGAAUUUCUCUGUUUCAUAUCAUUGUAAAUUAAAUAUAUUUGGGUUUGAGAGUGGUAAAAACAGAUUAAAAAAAAUGUUGGCCUAUUUUGAAUAUGUCACCUUGGGUUCUAAGAAAUUCUAAUGGAUUUCUUUCACUAUUUUCUGACAUUUUAUUGCCCAACAAUGAAUGUAUUCAUCUAGAAAAUAAUGGGCAGAUUAAUCAAUAACGAAAAUAAGUGUUUGCUGCAGCCCUAAAAAAACAUUUGUCAUUAAUAAAUGAAGAAUGAAGAAUUAAAGGGGACCGGAAACACACUCUCUUUGGUGGAGGUAACAAUGUAGUCUGCUUCUGAGGUACCUUAUGCACUUUGCUUGCACACAAAUCUUUUUAAUUACGUACUUUAGUUAUUUCCUUACAUUAAUUUUCACAUCACCCAAAAUAGAAGAAGACACAAAUAUUUCUGUGAAAAGCUGAUAUUGGCGAAUAAUAAUCCUUAGAUUUGUCUGUCAGGCUUGAGACUCUUCGGACUCACAGCUCCAGGAAGCAAUAACUGCCAUGGCUGCUGGAUUAUGGGUAAAAUCAGUUUUUUGUAAUGUGUGUAUACCUCCUGCACCAAGUGCAGGUGUAAGUGUUACUGUGUCUGUAUGUAGGAAUGGAAAUGAGAUUAAAGGUUGUAGCAGUGAAGGAUUAGAGAGGUAAAAAAGUAAUUAAAAAAACUUUUGCAAAAGGCGAGAAGGACUUAGUGGAAGGAAAAGAGAAAGGAAAUACAAUAAGAAAGAGGUAGAGAAGACUGAAGAAUAUCAGAGGCCUUCAAGAGGUUUUUGAAAGUGGGAUUUAAAAAACAAAUUGGGAAUGUAAGGCACUUGGUGACUCACCACUUCAAUGGCUGCACGGGGUUGCUUGUUUUUGGCCUGCUAAUUUAAACGUCACACUCUCAUACCAACACAUGCAGCUGCUCCACUAAAGGCCCGAUGGUGCUACCUUCUUUGUUUGCUGUAUUGCUGUAUGUGUAAUCCGAGCGCGUCAGGCCUUGGCUAAAUUUUAGUGCUGACCAUAGAGUAGCAUGCACUUUGGCGUUGUGGCUGGAUCCACUCCUGAAGCUCAUUAUCCUUCACUAGUUAUCUGUGGUGGAGGGAGCACCGGUGACAUUUUUUAGCGCAAUGCUAGAGGGAAUGCCAAACCAUUAGAGCUACCUUGGCGAGAAACCUGUCAUACAUGCAGUGUAGGAGCUUAUUUAUGUCAAGAUAAUAAUUUGUAACUCGGAUACAACCAGUAAAUGGCGAUGCAAAGAUGAAGAAAAUUUUUCCUAACAGGGGUUGGAGCAGGGUGGGUGGGUUGACUUUUUUUUGGUGUACAUUCAUACUUCAUAUUUAUUACUUCUUUACUGACCUAAAGGUCAACAUGACCAACCAGUGCAGCCGGGCUGAGUUGUUAGCAGGACAUCUUUUAAAGGUCAGUCUGCAAAGGUGUUUCUCAUACAUCUAUCAGCAUUAUGUAGCUUCAGUGGUCUCUCUGAACAUGCAACAAUAAAAAAAAGGCAGCAUUAUUCAAGGAGCAAUAAUCAGCUGUAAGAGCAAAAAGAUGUGAUUUACAAACUUGUGUAUGAAAAUCCAACGAUGAGUAAGUCAAAUAUGUCCUUUCUGUUUCUAGAAAACCACUUACCAAAUUGCUGUUGUGCUGGCUCUAAAAAUGAUGUGACCACUGAGACACUUACUGUUGCAUUCAUAUAUAACAUUUUAUAAAAAAAAAAUAGAUUUUUCCUUAGAGACCUCUUGUGUGGAUAUUUGUUCUGCUGUUUUCUUUGCUGCUUUAUUGUUAAGUGACAGAUUGUUCCCUGUGCCUGGAUCCUAAAUCUGCAGUUUACCAAAGUGACAAAGAUGAAGGAAUGGAGAACGAAAGACACAACAUCCCUAACAACUGUACCACAGACUACUCCAUCCUUAAAUCUCCCAGGCCAAGCAGGAAAACCAGUUGUUUGUAAUGUACUGGGCAGCCCGAAGUGUCUGUCUUAAAUUUGUCUUUACAGGUUUCCUGUGACAAACCUGACUUUAAUUUUACAUUUCAUUUGCUGUGUCAUGUUUACAUAUUUUGCAGUUCUUUUACGUCAUGGGAAAUGGCUGCAGUUUUGGCCAGAUGUGUGACUUUGGAUGAACUUUUGAUGUGAUUGUCAUCCAUGGUUUACAAAUCACUAAUAGCCUGUCCAUUCUUAAAAAGCAGCAGUGAAGGUACAGCCAUGCAAAUACAAUGUGGUGCAUUGGAAGAUGAAGCAUUGAUUUUUGUUUAAAUUUAAUAUACAGGGGGUGGACUCAAUAACAGAAACACUCACAUGAUAUAAUGUAACAACCAAGCAACAAAAUCUACCAUUUGUGAAACUUAUAUUUAUAUUUUUUAAGGGGUGGUCAAAGGGAUGUUAAGGGUCAUUUCUGAGGUGGUACUUUGUGGUGCUUUUGUACUGGACUGAACUUUACUGUGAGGUGUUUUUGUUAUUUUAUCUACGCCCAUCAGAUGUCUUAAUAAAAGUCUUACAAACCAAUAUAUGUAUGACAUAAUCAAUUAAGUGAAUACGUUUAAAACAUUAUUGGCUGUCCUUUAAACACGUUUUUUUUAAAGGUUUAUGUUAUUUAUGAUGAAAAAGAAUUACAUAUCCAGUUUAGAUGAUCAAAUCAAGUGAUUUAUACACAAUCGGCUACCUAAGUUUAAUUCCUUGCCAAAAUCCCUGUUGCAUUAAUAUGGAUGAUGCAUGUAGAACUGAGGGGUUGAGAAAUUAAAGUAGUCAUAACUGAAGACACCUUGAUGUGCUUUUUGGCCCUCUGUCAGCUCCCAGUCGGCAGACACUCACACAGCUGUCGCAUACACGUCAGUAAGUGUAUAUGCAUCCAUGUCUGAUGGCGUGUUAUAUAGUCUGCAAGGUUCUAUCAUGGGGAUUGGAGAUUGCUGUUUAAUUAUAUUAUAUAUACACAAAUAUAUAUAUAUAUAUAUAUAUAUAUAUAUAUAUAUAUAUAUAUAUAUAUAUAUAUAAACCCAUGUGCCAAAUCCAGUUCUUGUUCAGUCUGAUCCAUUCCGAACCCAUGUUUGUACUGUAAACUUCUGUACAAGUCAGUAUAAAAUAUUGUUUCUCUCCAAUAGUCCCUUGUAACUGGUGCCAUUAAAUAAAACUAUUCAAACUUAAAAUAAACAUUGAAUAAAAAUGUGA
Messenger RNA from Perca flavescens (yellow perch), 6771 nucleotides. It is a transcript of the gene frmd5a, whose product is annotated as FERM domain containing 5a. Gene Ontology annotation, biological process: actomyosin structure organization. NCBI's taxonomy places the organism in Eukaryota, Metazoa, Chordata, Actinopteri, Perciformes, Percidae. Gene Ontology annotation, cellular component: cytoskeleton. The record is from RefSeq and is a predicted model, not a curated record. Bases 240 to 1937 code for a protein of 565 amino acids. The transcript has 14 exons.